AUGUCAGUCUCACUUGAAGAGCGCAUUCGCGCGCUGGAAAUUAAGGUUCAACGCAACCAAGAUGAGCGCGACAUUAACAUGUUGAUGGGGAGACAUACUGUCAACCACCUGGCAAAGAACAUGCACAAGACUUUGUCAUUCUUUGCCUUAGAUGAGCCGGAUGUAUCUGUGGAGGUUGGAGACCGGGGCGUCUACCGAGGCAGAGCUGCCUUGCAAACCCUGUUCGCGGAACAAUUUGGAUCUGCUGCCCUGAAGGGAAAUCUUCUAUUCGCUUUCCUGACUACCGGCAUGGUCCAAAUUGCAAGCGAUGGUAAGACCGCAAAGGGUACAUGGCGAUCACCCUCUGUCCAGGCUGUGAUGCCGAAAGAUGGCGAGGGCGAGCCUGAGCCUAUCUGGCUUUUUGGAGCCUACGCAGUUGAUUUCAUCAAGAAAGGAGACGAAUGGAAGAUUUGGCAUUUCCAUUGGUAUAGGACAAUCAAGUGCAACCACCAUGAUGGAUGGGUCAAAGACCAAAGCUGGCUCUUCAAGGGCCCUCUUGCCAAUUCGCCCGAUCUCGAACCGACUACCUACCACAACCCGUACACCCACGAGAGCAUCCAAGACUCUAUUCCGCCCUGCCCACCUCCCUACGAUACAUAUGAUGGACCAGAAUGGAUGAAUAUGGACCAGGCCACUCUUUGGAAUAUGUAG
Molecule: messenger RNA, 690 nt
Organism: Penicillium longicatenatum
Lineage: Eukaryota; Fungi; Ascomycota; Eurotiomycetes; Eurotiales; Aspergillaceae
Exons: 5
Coding region: 1-690 (229 amino acids)
Source: RefSeq, a predicted model, not a curated record